GCGCGGAGGGCACCCGAGCUGAGCGCCGCGGCGGCAGCCCCGGCUCCGGGAGCGGGACCGGGAGCGGGACGUGCCCCGGGACGUGGCCCCGGACGGCGGCCGAGGAUGGGUUGCGUGAAGUCGAAGGAAGCUGACAUCCCAGACAAGGUGAUAAAAACGGGUCUCGGCCCCAGCCUGCAGCUGGGCCACUACGUGAAGGACCCCACGGCUGACAACAAGCACCACAAUGCCUGCAGCGCUGUGCCCCUGCCGGUGGAUGGCCCGGGGGACAGCGUGGUGCUGGCGCUCUAUGACUACGAGGCGAUGCACGCUGGGGACCUGAGCUUCAAGAAGGGAGAGCGGCUGAAGGUCCUGGAGGAGAAGGGGGAGUGGUGGCAGGCACGGUCGCUGGUGACAGGGCACGAGGGCUUCAUCCCCAGCAACUACGUGGCCCGAGCUGACUCGCUGGAGACAGAAGAGUGGUUUUUUAAGGGCAUCAGCAGGAAGGAUGCGGAGCGGCUGCUGCUUGGCCCUGGGAACAUGAUCGGAUCCUUCAUGAUACGGGACAGCGAGACCACCAAAGGCUGCUACUCCUUGUCGGUGCGGGACGGGGACGGCCUGCAGGGAGGCAGCGUGAAGCAUUACAAGAUCCGGACGCUGGAUAGCGGCGGCUUCUACAUCUCCCCACGCAGCAGCUUCGACACGCUGCAGGAGCUGGUCGAGCACUACAAGGGGCAAAGCGACGGGCUGUGCCAGAAGCUCACCUACCCCUGCUGCAUGCCCAAACCCCAGAAGCCCUGGGAGAAAGACGCGUGGGAAAUCCCUCGGGAGUCUCUGCAGCUGGAGAGGAAGCUGGGAGCCGGGCAGUUCGGAGAAGUGUGGAUGGCUACCUACAACAAGCACACCAAGGUGGCGGUGAAGACCAUGAAGCCCGGCAGCAUGUCCGUGAGCGCCUUCCUGGAGGAGGCCAACCUCAUGAAGACCCUGCAGCACGACAAGCUGGUGAAGCUGCACGCCGUCGUGACCAAGGAGGAGCCCAUCUACAUCAUCACCGAGUUCAUGGAGAAAGGGAGCUUGCUGGAUUUCCUGAAGAGCGAGGAGGGGAACAAGCAGCCGCUGCCGAAGCUGAUCGACUUCUCUGCCCAGAUUGCAGAAGGGAUGGCUUUUAUUGAGAAGAGGAACUACAUCCACAGAGACCUGAGGGCUGCCAAUAUUCUAGUGUCAGCAAUACUGGUGUGCAAGAUCGCAGACUUCGGCCUGGCCAGGAUCAUUGAAGACAACGAGUACACGGCCCGGGAAGGUGCCAAGUUUCCCAUUAAAUGGACUGCACCAGAAGCCAUCAAUUACGGAUCUUUCACUAUAAAAUCAGAUGUCUGGUCCUUUGGGAUCCUCCUGACCGAAAUCAUUACCUACGGGCGCAUCCCAUACCCAGGGAUGUCGAGCGUGGAGGUGAUCCGGGCCCUGGAGCGCGGCUACCGCAUGCCCCGCACGGAGAACUGCCCCGAGGAGCUGUACGACAUUAUGCUGAGGUGCUGGAAGACCAGACCAGAGGAUCGCCCCACCUUCGAGUACACGCAGAGUAUUUUGGAGGAUUUCUUCACUGCGACAGAGGGCCAGUAUCAGCAGCAGCCAUAACGCAGAAAGUUUGGUGGA
Messenger RNA from Oxyura jamaicensis (ruddy duck), 1632 nucleotides. RefSeq names its product HCK proto-oncogene, Src family tyrosine kinase (gene HCK). Bases 106 to 1614 code for a protein of 502 amino acids. NCBI's taxonomy places the organism in Eukaryota, Metazoa, Chordata, Aves, Anseriformes, Anatidae. The record is from RefSeq and is a predicted model, not a curated record. Gene Ontology annotation, biological process: protein phosphorylation; cell surface receptor protein tyrosine kinase signaling pathway; innate immune response. Gene Ontology annotation, molecular function: signaling receptor binding; ATP binding; non-membrane spanning protein tyrosine kinase activity. The transcript is spliced from 13 exons. Gene Ontology annotation, cellular component: extrinsic component of cytoplasmic side of plasma membrane.